CAUGAAGGAAUAUACCAUAAAUGACAAAAACAUUUGGUGUUUGGGGCCUACCAUGGAUUGACAAGAGAAGAUAACUACCAUUGUUGUUUUAAUGUAGAGGUCGCUAAAGUACCGUUCCUGUCAAACCGGUAGCAGACGACAUAAAUGGAAAGAUGCAUGCUGUUCUUCCAGAUUUUCAAACAUCGUUUUGCAAUAAAUCUAAAGUGUCAUCAUACUCCAGUCAUUCAUGUAUGUGGAACAAAGAAAAUAAAAACAAAGAAGCAGUAGAUAAACACCUAAGUUCUUGUGUUUCACAAAUAACUUUGAAAAGUGAAGAUUCAACAAAUCAAUCUAAACAAAUAAAAAGACGGAGACAAACUUCCCAACAAAAUGACAUGCCAGAUAUUUUGAAUGGAUCAGCUUGUGACAGAAAACUUGCAACACCAGCAAAACGGGCAAAGAGAUCCUGUUUUAUAGUGAGAGCAAAAGAAAUGCAAGCUUUCUUUGGAUUAUUAGCGGAUGAUCAUAUUCAAGACUUCCUCGAUGUUGAUAGCUGUAUGAAGAUUGCAGAUAAGUAUCUCCUGGCCAUGGUCUUUGCUUAUUUCAAGAGAGCAGGUUUCUGUUUACGAGAAUAUUCAAGAUCCAACUUUUUUAUUGCCCUGUACUUGGCUAAUGACGUUGAAGAAGAUGAAGAAGAACUCAAAUAUGAAGUAUUUCCAUGGGCUCUUGGUAAACGAUGGAAGAACAAAUAUCCUGAUUUUCUUCGAAAAAGAGACAAACUUCUGAAAAGAAUUGAAUACAGAGCUAUUGUCAGUAGGAGAUGUUGCGAGGAGAUCAUGGGAAUAGAACCUGACCAUUAUAUAUGGAAGAGAAAUCGCCCCGAACAUCAUGCUGGUGCUGUUCGUGCAUAUAUGCAUGACCCUGAUGAUGAUGGGUAUCCCAGAGGACCUUAUGCAACUCCUCGUACCUGUUUUGAAUGUGAUAUUGCAGACAGUCAGUAUGACUCUGCCAGUCCUGCCAGUGUGUCCUGGUAUGUUUCUUCUGAUGAAACAUCCCCUGAUGAUAACAAGCAUGGCUGUGUUGGGUCAAGCUUCUCCAGAUUUGACAUGAAAGGGCUUCAGCAAACUUUGAUGUCAGGAAACUGUGAUGACGUGUGGCCAACCACCGAAGAGUGAAACUAGGGUGGAUUCUGCUUUUUGUGCACUUAUAGUGGAGAACCAACAGCACUGUGAUUUGUUUCAUGUUAUUUACACUAGUCUUGGACUUCAUUAAUUUUACUUUUAUCAUAAUAUAAGACAUUGUUACAAUAAUUUCCCAUUAUUCACAAUUAUACCUAAGUUAAAAGACGUUGACGACAGAUUUUUAUUAUAUACAUAGCAAUGAAAUAUAUAGAUCUACAAAAACCAUAAAAGUGAUAUCCGGUGAAAAGUCAUAUAUUUCACUGUAUUUUAGCUACAGUGAAAAUAUAGAAAUCGUAUUUACUUUUUUGUAAAAGUUCAUGAUUAAAUUGUCUCCCUUUGUCUUGUUUCUUCCUUUUAACUUUGAUGGUGGUUUUUUCAAAUACGAUUUUUAUAUCAACUCGUGAUGUUUGAAAACCACAUUUUCACUCAUUGCUUCGCAAUUCGUGAAAAUAUGGCUUUCACACAUCACUCACUGACAUAAAAAUUGUACUAAAAAAAACGCCAUGAAAUAGCCUUUAUAUACCACAGUGUAGACAAAAAUGUAAAUGUGUACAUUAAAAACUGGGUGGAGGGUAUGGUUUGUGAUCAAAAGUUUAAUAGUGAGUUGUUUACUACAGUUGGGAGUCCAUUUUUCCAACCAUAAGCAUUUAGAACAGAUAAUUUAAUAUAUCUGAUGACAGUAGACAUCUCUUAGUACAAUGAAGUUGAUUUGUUUCUUGCAGCAAGUGUUAUUACUGACUAAUGCGAUUAUAUCUACUACAGAAAUUCUGGAGUUUUUAUUACUUAGCGAGUUGUUUACUACAGUUAGGAGUCCAUUUUUCCAACCAUAAGCAUUUCUAAUUUAAAACUGAUAAUUUAAUACAUCUUAUGACAGUAGACAUUUUAAUACAAUGCAGUUGAUUUGUUUCUUGCCACAAGUGUGAUUACUGACUAAUGUGAUUAUAUCUACUACAGAAAUUCUGGAGUGUUUGUUAUAUUAUAAAUUUGAAAAAUAAUACAAUGUGAUGUAAGUGAUUUUUUAAAACAACUAUUGCAAAUGUAGUCUUAAGGAUUCCAGUUUUCAAACAAUGAACAUAUACACAAAUUCAAUAUUUUCCCAUUAGAAUACAGUCAAGUACUAGUACACAUUACAUUUUAUAAAGUGCAGUGUUCAUUUUAUUCCAUAAAAGAUGCCUCGAUUGGUAUUUGGAUAUACGAUACAUUUUCAAAUCAGUAUAAACUCAUUGCACAAUAACAUAAUACUUGUUUGUUUAUAUACAUGUAUAUAUUACUGUCUGUUAAAGACUAAUAAGGAGUUCCAUUCUUUUUUUCUGUAAAUUAGUUAAUAGUACAAUAAGUAUAUUUGAUUUUUAAAAAUCCACCUAAACAUAUAGGGAAUACAUUGUAAAAAUUAAGUAAAAUGAAGAUCUAUGUGAUAAUGCCAAACAUCUGUUUUGAUCAGGAUGUACAGCAUGUCUGUGAUAUAUUUAUUUUUUUCAUUAAAGCGACAAAUAAACAAGUAUUGAUCACA
Messenger RNA from Gigantopelta aegis, 2670 nucleotides. RefSeq names its product speedy protein A-like. The coding region runs from base 153 to 1154 and encodes 333 amino acids. Gene Ontology annotation, biological process: positive regulation of cyclin-dependent protein serine/threonine kinase activity. The record is from RefSeq and is a predicted model, not a curated record. The transcript has 7 exons. Lineage: Eukaryota; Metazoa; Mollusca; Gastropoda; Neomphalida; Peltospiridae. Gene Ontology annotation, molecular function: protein kinase binding.